GCGCCUUCCCCUCUCCCGGAGAGCCCGCCCCCGCGCCGGCCCCCCCGGAAGCGCCGGCGGAGCGUCCCCGCAUGGAGCGCGAGCCCAGCGCCUCGGCGGCAGCCCCUGCAGCGGCCGCGCUCUUCGCCUGGGGUGCAAAUAGCUAUGGGCAACUUGGCCUUGGCCACAAGGAAGAUGUUCUUUUGCCCCAGCAGCUGAGUGACUUCUGUAAACCUGGAUGUGUCAAGAGGAUCACGGGAGGAGGGGGCCACUCUGCUGUUGUUACAGAUGAAGGAAGCCUUUUUGUUUGUGGCCUGAACAAAGAUGGGCAACUGGGACUUGGUCACACAGAGGAUGUCCUGUACUUUACCCCCUGCAAGUCCCUCCUUAGCUGUCCCAUCCAACAGGUGGCCUGUGGCUGGGAUUUUACCAUUAUACUUACAGAAAACGGUGAAGUUCUAUCAUGUGGAUCCAACUCCUUUGGCCAGUUAGGAGUUCCUCAUGGGCCUCGAAGAUGUGUGGUCCCCCAGGCCAUUGAGCUCCUGAGGGAGAAGGUUGUUAGUAUUGCUGCUGGACUGAGGCAUGCUUUAGCUGCAACAGCUGGUGGCACUGUGUUCCAGUGGGGAACUGGUUUGGCAUCCUCUGGACGGCGGUUGUGCCCUGGGCAGACUCUCCCACUGUUUUUGACAGCAAAGGAACCGAGUAGAGUGACAGGCCUAGAGAAUUCUCAAGCAGUAUGUGUUCUUGCUGGCUCAGAUCACUCAGCUUCACUGACAGAUUCAGGAGAGCUGUUUGUUUGGGGAAGCAACAAGCAUGGGCAACUGGCUUCCCGGGCUGCUUUCCUUCCUGCGCCCCAGAAAAUAGAAGCACGUUGUUUUCAGAAUGAAAAGGUCGCUGCUGUCUGGAGUGGGUGGACACACCUGGUUGCUCAGACAGAAACUGGCAAGGUGUUUACCUGGGGCCGAGCGGACUAUGGUCAACUGGGAAGGACGUUGGAGUCUCAUGAAGGCUGGAAUCCGGAGAAGCAAGAUUCCUCUCUGCCUGGCUCCAGGCCACUGAAGAGCAUGCCUUCAUCUCUGCAUUGCUUAACAGGAGCAACUGAGGUCUCCUGUGGCUCAGAGCAUAAUCUAGCAGUGAUUGGACGUGAAAGGGUACGCAGACCUCUUCCCCAGAGAGGAGAAGGUACAUUUCUACAUACUGCUGCCCAAUCAUUGAAGCCAGUAGUUGCCAAAAACAAACCAACCACCUGAUUUCACUGGGCGUGGAGUGUCUCAAAUGCUUGCUCUGCCACAUAUUAACUGCAGAUCUGUGGCAAAUUGCAGGGCGUUCAUUGGCGAUGCACAGGCGGACACGGGCUUGUGAACAGAAUGCAGUAAUUGACACAUUGUGGUUCAUUAUGCGCAGCAUGCAGGACUCUAGCGGAAGCCCACUUUGUGGCCAGAAGCCACUGGCACCACCAGCCUUGAGAAUUUGUUCCUGGCUCUGUUCUGGCUCUCCAGCUGGAGAGCACCAUACCUUCAGCACCAGAAGCAGUCUGGGGCUCCUGCCUUAUCCUGCUCCCUCCAGGCAAGGAGUGAGGAUAUUUCCCCUGGCCCCCUGCAUGAUCUCCGAGGAAGGUUAUUUGUUCACUCAUUUAUUCAACAGAUGUUUUUGAACACGUGCCAGGCAUGUCACAGAGAACAAGACAGUUGCUGCCCUCACAGAAUAGAAUUUACAGUCCUUCUCUGGGCCUUAGUUUACUUAUCAUCAAAUGGGUAGGAAAGAGAGAAGUGAAUUGCUCAAUCUCUUCUAGCUCUAAGAUUUCAGAAUCUAUGAUUCUGGAUUGUAAACAUUUAUUACUGAGUCAUAGUGUCAAUCUUAGUCAUUUGUAUCCAAUGCCAAAGGAAAAAAAUGAAAAUCUAGAGUUUCAGAAGCGGAUGGGAACCAUGGACACAAGCUAGUUCAAUUUCUUCAGUUACAGACGAGAAAAAUGAGGCUAAAAGAGGAGUGUGACUUUUCCAGUAUAUCAGUGGCAGAGUCGGGCCGGGGAGGCCAGUGCCAGCUGAACCCAAGCCUCACCUCCAGCCUUCUGAAGGCUGCCUCCUCUCACAGCGGUGCUGAUGAGCCCCACCUCAGAUCCCUUUCUCCAUCUGGCUUCUCUAACACCGAGCUCUCCUGAGUCUCUCCUUCCUACAUCUCUAACGCCUGCUCCUGGGCUCCCUUACCAGCCUCAGAGCCUGCGGCCUGCAAGUAGAAGAGGAAGGAUUAGCUCUGCCUCAGAGGUAGCUCACCUGGUAGCUGAGCCUCAGAAGGUGAAUAGAAUUGGAAUUCAUUAUGCCAAGACCUCCAAAAAGAUGGCCUAAGAAGGAGGGGAAGCAGAGCAGCUAGAGUUUGUUCUGAGUUCUCAAACAAGCAGAUACAGGCAAGCCACCGUGAACCUGAAAGGGAAGGGGAGCCAGUGGAGGUGGCCGGGGAGCAGCUGCUCCUUGAGCUCACUGAAGCCCUGCAGAGGGGCCAGCCUCCCCUCAUGCCGCAGAGCCCCUCUGUACCUCUGCCCUUUGCCUGAGUCCUCCGUUUAGCUUGUGAAAAGAGUCUCAAGCUGGGAGGGACUGGGGAUCUUUCUGAUGACCUAGUGGGGCAAGGGGAUUGAGUUUACUGCAGAGAAUUCAGCAGUGGAAGGCUCAACACUUUUUCAGUGACCAGAAGGUCACUCUAGGUGGAAGCAGAUGCUGUGGGUAGACAAGGCUGUAGCCAGCUCCUAAAGUACCUGCUUGUGGUUUUCCCCUUCUCUCCAUCACAGUCUGGGAACCAGUACUUUGAAGCACUUGAUUAAUAAAGUUUUCUGCACUAUAAUGGUGGUCAGAGGUAGGAGGGUAGGUCAAACGUAGGUCAGAGGUGAGUAGAGGAUGAGAAUACUGUUCUUGACUAUGAAAACCUAUAUCCAUUUUGUGUAUCCGUGUAUAAUUUUAGUCUCUUAAAUUGAUCUGUAUUAUUUUGCACACUGUACUUUUGUAGAAUAUAAUUUUCUAGUAAUAUCAUGUAACAUCAUCCAUAAAGAACUGCCUGAUCCAUGUACAUAAAAUGUCAUCUGUGCACUUAUAAAUGUGUCUA
This is a messenger RNA of Hippopotamus amphibius kiboko, 3069 nucleotides long. It is a transcript of the gene SERGEF, whose product is annotated as secretion regulating guanine nucleotide exchange factor. Gene Ontology annotation, cellular component: cytoplasm. Bases 72 to 1229 code for a protein of 385 amino acids. NCBI's taxonomy places the organism in Eukaryota, Metazoa, Chordata, Mammalia, Artiodactyla, Hippopotamidae. Gene Ontology annotation, molecular function: guanyl-nucleotide exchange factor activity. The record is from RefSeq and is a predicted model, not a curated record. The transcript is spliced from 11 exons.